Molecule: messenger RNA, 2374 nt
Organism: Glycine soja
Lineage: Eukaryota; Viridiplantae; Streptophyta; Magnoliopsida; Fabales; Fabaceae
Exons: 2
Coding region: 236-2101 (621 amino acids)
Molecular function (GO): protein binding
Source: RefSeq, a predicted model, not a curated record
UGAAUAUAAGAGAAACGUAUUCUUAUCCUUCCAUAUAUAAAAUGAUUUGUUUUGGGAUUUAAUUCCACAAUCAACCGGUCACCGAGGCACAAAUCCUGCCUUAUUAUUGAUCAGUAACAAGACAUAGAUACAUUGAAUAGUGAAAGACAUCAAUUUUAUCAAAUAUAAUUAGUGAGUUCCCCUACAACACAAAAAACCAUCCAAAAAUUCAAUCUCAAUUCCAUUUCCAUAAGCCAUGAAAUCCCGAAUCCCAGAAAUUUCAACCAGCAAGACUACUCACAAUUUGAACUGUUCCUGUUUCUUCUGCAUCUUGUCUGAAACCGUCCCUUCAGUGAGAAGAGCCAAAAUAUCCAAUUACUUGAAACAAAUGCCUCUCAGAGACGACCAAGAACAUGUCUUGAUCUUAAGUGGGCUUUGGAAAAUCGCCAUGACUAAACCAAACGACCCAGAAUUCCCUUCCCUUGGCAUCUUCGCAUGCAUGGCCAAACUUAUUAGCAAAGGUGUCACUAAUAGAAGUUGGCUUCUUAGACACCAGAACAUAUACAUACCCUAUUAUGCAGCACAUAUCAUUGGUUCCUAUACCAUAAAGAAAGCCAAGUUUGCCAAAAAAGCUGUUAAGUCCUUAGUGGUUCAGCCUUUACUUGAACUUCUUAAGGGUAAGAUAAGUUGGGUUGAACAAAGGGUUGCACUUAGAGCACUGGCUCAUAUAGCUAGCCAGGAAGCAACUUUUGAAGCUCUUAAAGCGCAUGAAGUAGAAAUCAUAGAAGCAGCCAUGAACAUAGCUUCCACGUGCCUAAACAAGGUAUAUGAUGACUUUGUUGGGUUGAAAAAGUCAGAGAGAUUGAAGUACCACAGGAACCUUCUAACAAGAGGGCUUGGAGGGUUUGAAUUGGAAAACAGAAAGGCAGAAGAAUGGGCUAGCCAACUUCAAUGUAGGUCUCUCUAUCUCCUACACUGUUUUGCAUGCAGAGAAAGAUCUCUCAGGUUAAUAUGCAAGAAGAAAUUCUUGAAGGAUUUGUGUGGAAUGUGGGGGGGACUAAAAAACCCAUCUUCACCUUGUGGAAUAGGACUUUUGAAAACUCUUUGUCACACCCAAAUGGGAAGAGAAAGCAUAGCAGGUUUGCAAGAAGUGUUAGAGAGUUUGUGUAAUGUUUCAAGAUCCUCAGAUGAAAGGCAACACAUGGCUAUUGAAAGUCUCAUGCAGCUUCUCAUGGACCCAGUUACAAGGUAUAAAGUGAUAGACAAGGUUGCUCCUGUGCUUGCUGAUUUGGUUGAACUAAGAGACAUCAAAGGGAAACACAAAAUUGGAAAAACAAUCAUGAAGGUUCUCUUACAUGACUACCACAAAAUCAAGCUUUGCAAGGUGAGUUUGUAUAGUGAAAGAACCAGGAGCAGGUUAGAAGAAUUAUGGGAUUUGAAGGUGGAGAGAAUCAACAGAGAGAAACUGAUGAGUGUGCAAGAAAUGAGAGAAAAAGAAGCCUUAUCAUGUGUUCUGAAAAAGGAAGGAAGUAAGAGUUUUUUUGCUGGGGAAAUUGAAAAGGCAGUGGUGAAGUACUCAGAGGCUUUAAAUUUUUGCCCUUUAAAACAAAGAAAAGAGAGGAUUGUGCUUCAUAGCAAUAGAGCUCAGUGUUAUUUGCUUCUUCAACAUUCAGAAGGUGCCAUCAGUGAUGCCACAAGAGCACUGUGCCUAUCGGGUGCGGCGCGUCCUCACGGUAAGAGCUUGUGGAGAAGAUCACAGGCUUAUGACAUGGAAGGCUUCGCCAAGGAGAGCUUGAUGGAUUGUUUAGCGUUCAUUGACACAAAGGGGUUGAAGAUACCAUACUAUGUAGCACGGUUUUUCAACAAGCAAAUUAAUUCCUCGUGGCUCUUCGCUUCAGCUCAGUCAAAGUGGUAUAGCAAACACGAAGAAAUGAAUGGAUUUGUGAGUUUGAGUCAGAAAGCGAUGAGAAAAAUGAAAGGUAUGAGUUACAUUGUAGAAGAACCUUUCACUGGGAGAAGAGCAAGGGAGAGAAGAAAGUGUGUAAGGAUGAGCCAGGGGAGAAAAUUAGUGAGUGCAAAUGUUAGAAGAAGCUGGCACUGUAUCGAAAAGGAUGAGGCAUGAAGUGAUUUAUUAUAGGAAAAUGAUAUGUAUGUUUGCCUUCAUUCACAAGAAAGGGAGAAAUUAUUCUUCUAUUAGUUCUAUAUAUGGUAAUUGCUUUUGAUCAUAAAUUAGUAGUACAUACAAGAAGUUGAAAAGAGGAGGUGAACCAAGACCUGAAUCAAUUAAUUGUUUGAGUUUAAUUACUAGAAACUUUGCCCAUAUUCUUACCUACGUUUACAAUGUCAGACUUUUUACGACGGCAAUGCUAUUUAUUAAGGAAUUUUGUCGGUACCA